AUCCAAAUGCUUUGUACCUAAUAUAAAUUCGGUCAAUGCACCACAAAUAGCAUUUCUCUUGCACGAAAAAAGAACUCUAUACCUUCAGCAAGAUGAAAGCCACUUCACUUGUCCACAAAAAUGCACAACUUACAACUCAAACUUUUUUCUUUGAUUUUGAGGGUACUCUGUUAAGGUCCACUUCACUAUUCCCUUACUUCAUGCUUGUUGCUUUUGAAGCUGGUGGGCUAUUAAGAUCUCUCAUCUUGUUCCUUUCAUACCCUUUGGUGUGGCUUUUGGGUGAAGACCAACUUGGUUUGUAUAUUAUGGUGUUCUUAUGCUUUUUCGGCAUAAAAAAGGACACAUUCAGAAUAGGAUCAGCUGUUCUUCCGAAAUUCUUCUUGGAAGAUGUUUGGUGGGAAGGAUUUGGAGCAGGAUUGUGUCAUGAGAAAAGGGUGGUGUCUACUAAGUUGCCUAGGGUCAUGGUUGAAGGCUUCUUGAGAGACUAUUUAGGAGUUGAAGAAGUUGUAGCAAGAGAGCUAAAAUCAUUGAAUGGGUACUUUUUGGGUUUGUUUGAGGAAAAGAAGGGAAAUAGCAUUACCAGCCUUUCACAAGAAGAUUUUGUUUGUACUAAAGAUAGCACUUUUGAGUACAUUCACGACCAAGAACUUUCCCCCUUUUUCAAGGAGGGUUAUUUAAUGUUGAAUUCAGAUGAAAGAAGAAACUGGCAUGCAGUUCCAAGAGAAAAGUACCCAAAGAAACUGAUCUUCCAUGAUGGAAGAAUGGCUUUCAGGCCCACCCCUGCUUCUUCUCUAGCUAUGUUCUUGUGGCUACCCCUGGGAUUAUUCCUUUCGCUCUUCAGAAUCACAUUCGGCAUUUUGUUACCCUUCAAUGUGUCAGCUCCAUUCUUAGCAUUCUCCGGUACAAGAACCACAGCUUCACGAACACCCCGGAAUGCUUCUCGGGAGAUGCCAAACGAAGAAGAAAACAAGAAGGGAAUCCUUUAUGUAUGCAAUCACAGAACUUUGCUUGAUCCGCUUUACAUUUCAUACGUUCUGGACAAACCUCUUUCCGCCGUCACGUAUAGUUUAAGUAGAUUAAAUGAGUUAGUGUCCCCCAUCAAGACGAUUCGACUAACCAGGGACAGAGAGAGAGACAAAGAGACAAUGGAGACCUUGCUGAGUCAAGGAAACCUUGUUGUGUGUCCUGAAGGGACAACAUGCAGGGAACCUUAUUUGCUAAGGUUUAGUCCCUUGUUUGCAGAAAUCACUGAUGAUAUUGUUCCUGUUGCUUUAGAUGUUAAGGUUAGCAUGUUCUAUGGUACAACAGCUAGUGGGCAUAAGUAUUUGGAUCCUUUUUUCCACUUGAUGAACCCAAAUCCUUCCUACUUUGUUAAGAUUCUUGAGCGGUUGCCAAAAACAGAAACAUGUCAUGGUGGUGGGAAAUCAAGGAUUGAUGUUGCCAAUUUUGUGCAGAAUGAGAUUGGGAAAGCGUUGGGGUUUACAUGCACAAGUUUCACUAGGAAAGACAAAUACAUGAUCUUGGCAGGUAAUGAUGGUGUCAACCAGAAACAGAGGGAGUUUUCUAAAUAACUGACUGGCUAUUUGUGUGUCGCAUUUGGAAAACAAAUAUUGUUCGGUAAACUUAUGGGAUUGGUGUCAAUAGUAUAUAUUAAAUUUUGACUAUU
This is a messenger RNA of Arachis ipaensis, 1666 nucleotides long. RefSeq names its product putative glycerol-3-phosphate acyltransferase 2. Gene Ontology annotation, cellular component: membrane. Lineage: Eukaryota; Viridiplantae; Streptophyta; Magnoliopsida; Fabales; Fabaceae. Gene Ontology annotation, molecular function: glycerol-3-phosphate 2-O-acyltransferase activity; phosphatase activity. Gene Ontology annotation, biological process: cutin biosynthetic process. The record is from RefSeq and is a predicted model, not a curated record.